GAACGCUCGAUCUUCGAUCACCGCCCAAUGAACGCGUGCAAUGGAGAGGAGGGGGCAAAAAAAGAGGGCGUGAAGCCCAAUCACAGCGCCAUUACACUUGAGGGCAAAGAGGUUAGGAAGCCGGCAUGGCGCUCCGGUCAAUAAAAUCGAUAGCUGGAAGCUGCCUGUGUUCUAGGCAAAGGCGGUGUAGUAGCGCCGCCGCCAUUUUCCCCGAAGGCAUCUUCCGGUGCCUUUCACCCAAGUUCGGGCAGGAGUUUCCUGAGUAACAGCCAAAGGUUGCUAUUAGCCCUGCAGGCGGCCGGUUUUGAUUCCCUCCGGGCCUCUCCGGCCACGCUCAGCCCUAGUCCGGUGGGGGCUCAGCCAGGGUUCGCCAGCGCCCAGGGGCCAAGGCCGGGACCGGGAAGACCGUGGCGCCGGCUUCUCGGAGCCAAUGGCGCCGCCUUCGGCUCCGCUUUCCGCGCGGGGACCAGAAGAGGCCGGAGCCAGUCGGAGAAGGGGAAGGAGGCCGAGGGCGGUGAAGUUCCCAGACGUGGCCGUGUACUUCUCCCCAGAGGAGUGGGGGUGUCUGCGGCCCGAGCAGAGGGCCCUGUACCGGGACGUGAUGCGGGAGAACUACGGCCACCUGGGCGCGCUCGGGUGCGCAGGUCCUAAACCAGCCCUCAUCUCCUGGUUGGAACGGAAUACCGAUGACUGGGAACCGGCUGCCCUAGAUCCGCAGGAGUACCCGAGAGGGAUAACAAUCCAAAGAAAAAUGAGAAGCAGAAAGAAGAAUGGAGAGAAGGAAGUGUUCCCACCCAAGGAGGCCCCACGAAAGGGGAAGCGAGGGCGCCGGCCCAGCAAACCACGACUUAUUCCCAGGCAGACAUCUGGGGGCCCCAUCUGCCCUGACUGUGGCUGUACCUUUCCAGAUCGCCCGGCCCUUGAGAGCCACAAGUGUGCCCAGAAUCUGAAAAAGCCUUACCCGUGCCCAGACUGUGGGCGCCGCUUCUCCUACCCCUCCCUGCUCGUCAGCCACCGCAGAGCACACUCCGGGGAGUGCCCCUAUGUGUGUGACCAGUGUGGAAAACGUUUCUCCCAGCGCAAGAACCUCUCCCAGCACCAGGUUAUCCACACAGGCGAGAAGCCCUACCACUGCCCUGACUGUGGCCGCUGCUUUCGCAGGAGCCGGUCCUUGGCCAAUCACCGGACCACACACACAGGCGAGAAACCCCACCAGUGCCCCAGCUGUGGGCGACGCUUCGCCUAUCCCUCCCUGCUAGCCAUCCACCAGCGCACACACACAGGAGAGAAGCCCUAUACCUGCCUGGAGUGCAACCGUCGCUUCCGCCAGCGCACAGCCCUUGUCAUCCACCAGCGCAUCCACACUGGCGAGAAGCCCUACCCAUGUCCAGACUGUGAGCGCCGUUUCUCCUCAUCCUCCCGCCUGGUCAGCCACAGGCGUGUACACUCCGGAGAGCGUCCCUACGCCUGUGAACACUGUGAGGCCCGCUUCUCCCAGCGCAGUACGCUGCUCCAGCACCAGCUCUUGCACACAGGAGAGAAGCCCUACCCCUGCCCAGACUGCGGACGUGCCUUCCGGCGGAGCGGCUCCCUGGCCAUACACCGCAGCACACACACCGAGGAGAAGCUACACGCCUGUGACGACUGUGGCCGCCGCUUCGCCUACCCCUCACUGCUGGCCAGCCACCGGCGUGUGCACUCAGGCGAGCGGCCCUAUGCCUGCGACCUUUGCUCCAAGCGCUUUGCCCAGUGGAGCCACCUGGCUCAGCACCAACUCCUGCACACUGGGGAGAAGCCUUUCCCCUGCCUGGAGUGUGGCCGAUGCUUCCGCCAAAGGUGGUCUCUGGCUGUCCACAAGUGUAGCCCCAGGGCCCAAAACUGUAGCCCAAGAUCUGCUCUAGGGGGAUCCAGCCAAAAAAGCAGUGCCCUUUAGAAAGGAAAGGACUGUGAGUUCCUUUCACUUCAUAGCUGUGGAGGAGCCCUAGGCCAUGCAGGUCUUUUGGUCUACAAACCUGAGCUUGAGCAUAUUCCAUUGCACUGGCUGCCUUACUGUGGUGUCUAAGACAGUCCCAUUAGGAGAGAUGACAUCAUUUGGCUAAAAUUUUUCAAGUUACCCUAACCUAAACUUAUGGAUGUGCAUAUCAGGGCUCAGAGUUUUUCCCAUUUGUUUUAGAGGCUAUCUGCUUUUGGGGGGGGGGAGCUUUUUGCUAUAGGGCGCGUGCGCUCGCCAGACAGAAAGCAAGAAAUCACCCCCCAGGGGAGAUGGGCACACCGCAAUCCCUUCUCCGUUCUCCUCUCGGGAUCCU
This is a messenger RNA of Tupaia belangeri chinensis (Chinese tree shrew), 2306 nucleotides long. Its product is annotated as zinc finger protein 689. Lineage: Eukaryota; Metazoa; Chordata; Mammalia; Scandentia; Tupaiidae. The record is from RefSeq and is a predicted model, not a curated record. Bases 431 to 1933 code for a protein of 500 amino acids. The transcript has 3 exons. Gene Ontology annotation, biological process: regulation of transcription by RNA polymerase II. Gene Ontology annotation, molecular function: DNA-binding transcription factor activity, RNA polymerase II-specific. Gene Ontology annotation, cellular component: nucleus.